AUGUUUCUAUACGACUACUGCUGUAGCUAUGGCCUAUCGUCGCUGUUGGCGUUGACACCUGAAGUCUCCCAAAAAUUCUGGAUCGUCUUGCAUCCGCGGACUUCGCUCCCAAGGAUGCACGUGAUGCAGGUCGACUCAGCCAAUCACAUGCCGAUCGCAUUUCCAUCAUGUUCCCCCACGCCAACCAUUGCUUCCAGAAAGUGGGUGGUGCAGUUCCAGGCAGUACCUAGGGAGGUCUCGGGCCAGGGACCUUCACAUGCACAAAGAUGGCCGCGCAUGUCUUCUUCGCCGCCGCCGCCUGUGACCGCAUCAUAUGCUAUCAUUGUCCAUGCCAGCACUCUACAUCCAGUCCAGCAGCAACCUCAACCAUCUAACUGCCUCUCUCUCUCAGCCUCGUCUGCGCAGCCGGGCGAUGACGCACACUUUGAAUGCAUGGCAGCACUAGAUACACCUUGGAUAGUGCACAUGUCCACCUCGUCGAGAGCCUCACACGAUGCGUCGUCCUCGCAGCCCACGCCUGACCCGAACCCGCCCACUUAUGCCACCUUCUCACCCUCGACCCUAGGCGGCGCCGCCCCCCAUACGAAGCUGCGCUCUGCCAUUCUCGUACAUCAAAAGUCGCCGCUGCUUGCUGCGACGCCGCCGCAGAUCACAAGGGUGUUGGCAUACUCGCAUCCGUUCAUUAUACCGCUGAAUAAGUUGGCUGGGCUCCUGACAUGGACAACGGGAGAUCCAUGGGAAAGUUUCCUGGUAGUGGCGAGCUUCUGGGCCAUAGUUCUGUAUGGAGAUGCAGCCACGAGAUAUGCGGGGCCGCUCAUUGUGGUGUUGGGCCUCAUAUUGGGCAUGUACACAAGGAGAUAUUCGCCGCUGUCAUCAACUGGGUGGACGGGAGAGAAGGGACAAAGGGGACACAAAAGGGAAGAGUCGGACACCAACAUCAAGCACCACAAAAGCUUGGAAGAGAUUGUGGAUAGUCUCAAGCUCUUCACCUCGCGCUGCAAUAUCCUCCUCGAUCCCUUUCUUCGCUUGACCGACUUCCUUUCGACGCAACGGACUGCCACAUCCGCUACCACGCGGCCGGCGCUCACCAUACUCUUCAUUCGAAUUCUGCUUGCCAUGCCAUUAUGGAUCCUCCUCACCCUUCCGCCCUUUUACAUACUCUCCACCAAACGCAUUGUAUUAGCAGUUGGUACGGUGAUGAUGAGCUGGCACUCCAGACCCGCUCGCGUCACCCGUACAAUACUUUGGAGAUCUCGAACCGUGCGACGAACAUGUGCAUUCAUCACCGGUCUGAACUUUGGUGAGAUGGUGGCAGCAGACAAGAAGGGCGCGCCUCCCCUGCCACCUCGCAAGAAGAGCACGCAAGAAGUGGCGGCUUCACUAGCGGCGAAGCGAAGACCAGAAUCCACUGGUGUACGCUUUACCUUUUCAAUAUAUGAGAAUCAAAGGCGUUGGUUGGGUAUUGGAUGGACAUCAUCUAUGCUUGCGUAUGAACGAGCAUCAUGGACGGAUGAGCAUUUGAAUCCCCAACCACCGAGAGAUCAAUUUGAACUGCCUGAGGUUGAGGGUGGUCAAUCAAGAUGGCGAUGGGUACAGGGCAGUGAAUGGAAGGUUGAAUGUGGAGACAAGGACAGCCAGGCGGAGAAGGUCACUUCCAAGGAGGACAUGGGGUGGAUAUACUACGACAACAAGUGGCGAGAUGGCCGCCGCGGCCAGGAUGGCUGGGGUCGAUACACCCGCCGACGCAAGUGGUACCGCGACGCUGAACUGGUUGAAGCAACACCCUCCACUGAAGUGACACCUGUCCACACUCCCCGCCAUGCCCCCUCUGAAUCACCCGCAGACCUCGACCCCAACCACCUAGCCCGGCUCUCGUCCAAUGUCAGCACAACAUCGAGUAACGAGCCCACGCUGGUGGACGGCCAGGAUGCGGAGUCGGUGGCUAGUGACACGGAUGCGCUGAGUACAAAGAGUAAGAAGAGUUGGUUCAAAAGGAAACGCACAAAAAGUAACGCGGGCAGUGCGAGUAAUGUGACGGUGACGAGUACGGGGAGUAGUGUUGGAAGGAGGAGUGAGGAGGAGGAUGUGCAGAGUCCGGUCGAGAGGAUGGUUAGGGACGAGGAGUGGAGGUUGGGGGAUGAUAUUAGGCAGCAUCUUGAUAUAUGA
This is a messenger RNA of Plenodomus lingam JN3, 2166 nucleotides long. NCBI's taxonomy places the organism in Eukaryota, Fungi, Ascomycota, Dothideomycetes, Pleosporales, Leptosphaeriaceae. The record is from RefSeq and is a predicted model, not a curated record.